Molecule: messenger RNA, 1744 nt
Organism: Telopea speciosissima
Lineage: Eukaryota; Viridiplantae; Streptophyta; Magnoliopsida; Proteales; Proteaceae
Product: eukaryotic initiation factor 4A-3
Exons: 10
Coding region: 99-1343 (414 amino acids)
Cellular component (GO): nucleolus; catalytic step 2 spliceosome
Molecular function (GO): ATP binding; RNA helicase activity; mRNA binding
Source: RefSeq, a predicted model, not a curated record
UUCUCGGUCUGCUACCUCCUACCGGCGAGGACAAGAGACGGCAGUUUGGCAAUAAGGGUCAAGGAAGGAGAGGAAUUCUUUAGAUCCAUAGUUCCAUUAUGGCUGCUGCAACAGCCUCCGCUGCUCCAUCGAACUGGCCCGCUCGGCGUAACGGUAAGGGACCCAUUGCCGAGGACGAUAACCUAGUGUUCGAAACUAGUCAUGGCGUUGAGGCUAUCACAUCGUUCGAUCAGAUGGGUAUCAAAGACGAUCUUCUCCGAGGGAUUUAUCAAUACGGGUUCGAGAAGCCGUCGGCGAUACAACAGAGAGCGGUUUUGCCUAUCAUCAAAGGUCGUGAUGUGAUUGCUCAGGCACAAUCUGGUACUGGCAAGACCUCUAUGAUUGCCCUCACUGUCUGCCAGAUGGUCGAUACGGCAACCAGAGAGGUCCAAGCUUUGAUCUUGUCACCAACUAGAGAACUUGCUGCACAGACUGAGAAAGUAAUAUUAGCGGUUGGUGAUUUCAUAAAUAUACAAGCCCAUGCUUGUAUUGGAGGCAAAAGUGUAGGUGAAGAUAUAAGGAAGCUCGAGUAUGGAGUCCAUGUAGUGUCUGGAACGCCAGGCAGAGUCUGUGACAUGAUCAAGAGAAGAACGCUACGUACAAGGGCCAUCAAAUUAUUAGUCCUUGAUGAAUCUGAUGAGAUGUUGAGCAGAGGGUUUAAAGAUCAAAUUUAUGAUGUUUACAGAUAUCUUCCACCAGAGCUUCAGGUUGUAUUGAUUUCUGCGACACUUCCUCAUGAGAUACUGGAAAUCACGAGCAAAUUUAUGACAGAUCCUGUUAGGAUCCUUGUGAAGCGUGAUGAGUUGACUUUAGAGGGCAUCAAACAAUUCUUCGUUGCUGUUGAACGAGAAGAGUGGAAGUUUGAUACUUUAUGUGAUCUUUAUGAUACUCUUACCAUCACCCAGGCUGUUAUUUUCUGCAACACAAAGCGUAAGGUGGAUUGGCUGACAGAGAAGAUGCGCAGCAAUAACUUCACAGUCUCCUCAAUGCAUGGAGACAUGCCUCAAAAGGAGCGGGAUGCUAUAAUGGCAGAGUUCAGGUCAGGAACAACCCGUGUGCUGAUCACUACAGAUGUUUGGGCUCGGGGGCUUGAUGUUCAACAGGUGUCUUUGGUGAUUAAUUAUGACUUGCCCAACAACCGUGAGCUCUACAUUCACAGGAUAGGUCGAUCUGGCCGUUUUGGACGGAAGGGUGUUGCAAUAAACUUUGUCCGCAACGAUGACAUAAGGAUUCUCAGGGAUAUAGAACAGUAUUACAGCACACAGAUUGAUGAGAUGCCAAUGAAUGUAGCUGAUCUAAUUUAAGAGUGAUGGAAUGAAGCAAAUGGUUCAGUGAGGAAGAUGUAUUGGUUUACUCCUUGAUUUGGUGUUGUCUACCUCUGCAGGAUUGGUUGUAUUUUGAAAGUUUGCUGAUUUUCUGUUCUGAAAAGGAAAAGCUGACAGGAAGUGGGUUUUGCAUUCUGAAGAUUUUGGGUAAGAUAGUUUCUAUUAACAACGGCUUUCAGGAUUGUAUUUACUGCAGCCUUUUAAACAUGCUUAAUUUUCACUUUUUAGGCAUCAAACCUAGGGCAUGGUAGUUAGGACUAUGGUGGUUCCCUUUGUAUUUAUUUUUGGAGUCUGCUCUUGGUUCUGAUGCCACAAAAAACUAAAGUUGUAUAUUAGACUAAAAUCUCCAGUUUCGCAAUUGUUUCCGAAUAUUUGCAUGA